Molecule: messenger RNA, 2203 nt
Organism: Boeremia exigua
Lineage: Eukaryota; Fungi; Ascomycota; Dothideomycetes; Pleosporales; Didymellaceae
Exons: 2
Coding region: 32-1813 (593 amino acids)
Biological process (GO): protein localization to mitotic spindle pole body; microtubule anchoring at mitotic spindle pole body; mitotic sister chromatid segregation
Cellular component (GO): mitotic spindle; MWP complex; microtubule organizing center
Molecular function (GO): protein binding
Source: RefSeq, a predicted model, not a curated record
CUGAAACACACAGCCUUGCUAAAUCACAAACAUGGAAGACCUGGAAAUCUCAUCGCUGUAUAAAGCGACAUCUGUAUCCGUACCCUCGCCGAGCGCAACACACGCCGCAUGCCUUUCGAACGGCCGCCUACAAAUACGCUGCCUCGUCACAUUUGAAAUACAAAGAAGUAUCGGCCUCCCGGCCUCCUUCGACACCAAGACCGCGCGCCUCGCGUGGUCGCCAGCUACUACUCCCCACACCGCCUACUCUGCGUCGUCGUCGUCGCGGCGCCCACCCCGCUCGGCCUCAAACCGCGUCCUCAUAUACGACGACACCACAACGCGCGUAUACGACUUGCGCGACGAUAGGUGGAAUGCUGUCGUCAAUAAUGGCUCCGGCGGCAUGGGCAGAAAUGUGCACGUCGAGUUCGGCGCAAACGAGGAGGAGAUCGUUGCGUGGAGCGACUUCGGUGCGUGUGCCAAAGUGUGGUGUUUGAGGUCCGGACGAGCUAUUGAGAUUAGGGAUCCAAAGUUCCCUGGGAAAGAGGGCAAGGGGUGGGGAUACCGCGUUGUCAGUCGCGAUAAUGGAAGAGGAGGGGUUAUGGCCAUGUUGUGUCGCUCGUCGGGCAUGGAUGUGCUCAUGCUGCUUGCGCCGCGCACGUAUGCGCUCAUCAGCCGUGUCGAGCUGCCGACGAUUGAUGCGGCUGGGCUGAAGUGGAGUCGCGAUGGUCGCUGGAUCGCGGUCUGGGAUGCGACGUCGACGGGGUACAACCUGUACAUCUUCACCGCGGACGGGCAUCUAUACCGCACGAUUACACGAGAACCUUCGACUGAUGCUAGGGAGUGGACUGUAGAAGGAUUGGGUAUUAAGAGCGUGGAGUGGGUGCCUGGCACAGAAUGGCUGGCAGUCGGCGGCUGGGAUCGGAGGGUGCGCAUUCUGUCGACACGGACGUUUGCUCCUGUUGUGUUUCUGGACCACACUGCCAGCAUAGACGUGCCUGGUGCUCCAGUUUACUCUGAGAAAGUCGACGGACAAGGGCACAGGACGUAUACGAUCACACCACAGCCCGUUACGCCGCCGAAAGCUCCGCUGGAAAAGAACGAGACGACCCUGAUGAAACAGGGCAUCAGUCUGCUUGCAUUCAACAGCGAUGGCACAUUAUGCGCCACAAGAGACGAUUCAACACCAAGCACAGUAUGGAUAUGGGAUCUUCGGAGUCUGCAACCUCGAAUGAUCCUGAUUCAGUACGCGCCGGUCAAGUCAUUACACUGGCACCACGACAAUCCUGGACUCCUACUCAUCCAGACGACUCACGAUUCGCCUACAUUAUACCUGUAUCAAGCUUCCAACCUUUCCGCUUCAACAUCUGCUUCUACGUCUGCAUCAGCGCCACCUCCCGCCAUCCUCGACCUUUCUUCCCAUAUCAACAAGCCAGCGAGCACUCUACCAGCAAGAUGGACAACAUCCUGGCUCUCCACACCGACUGACAAGAAACCUGCCCUCACACUCGCACACCAAGCAGGCUACGUUUUCAGCUGGCCUUUUGGCAAAGACGUCAUCUUGCGUUUCAGCACCCCGGACGGUAGCGAGGCCAGCGAUGACAGUCUGUACGACAUACUGACCGGCCGUACACCGGUGCCAAGGCUUCCAGACAGCGAUGAACCAGACAUGGACGACAGCAUGCUGGCGGAACAGCAGCUCGUCGCCGAGGACUCAGAGUACAUGAUGAGCUUUGACGACACAUUCCGGGGCAAGUCGGUGGAGCAUGAGGCUCGCAGUCAGCGAGGCAGAAGCGUGUUGGACGACGAUAGUGGCCUGGACGAGAUAUUUUGAAACAACAAUAUUUCACAACACCCGUACAAUUUUAAUAUACCACCGCACAUCUCGUCGGCUUACACAGACCCUCAUCCCUCCAAUCACCUCCUCUCCCAAUCCCGCCCCCAAUAUCCCAAACCCCCCUUCACCGACUCAUCACCCUCCGGCCACCUGAGCCCGCACGACUCAGCCUCGCCACCCCCCGACUACCCAACACAGCAACUCGCCCAAAAACCAUCGAAAACCCCUUGGAAAAGGGCCGCAAACUCACCCUCCCAACUUGCCCCAACGGGCAAACUGCACUUCCCGCGUCGAACACGGGUGGCGUAAGAAGGCCCGUCUUGCAGCGCAGCAGCGCACUCCCUCCAGCGAAAAGGCGAGCGCCGCGCCGAACUCGACCGCACCCGC